GACAGAAUUCGUUAAUCGCAUGUCAUAAUCUUUAUUACGAAUUUGAUCAAACCUCGAAAUCUGUUUGUUUAGUUUUGUCUGCUUUCUCUGAAAUUUUAUCUUUUUAUUUUAUCACUUUCUAUAUAUUCAAUAAUUCUAGCCUAUAAAGAAAAAGCACAAUAAUGAACUUAAAACGAAGUUUUCCGAAUAUAUUAAUAACAGGAACUCCUGGAGUGGGAAAAUCAACCAUUAGCAGACAAUUGGCAGACCGUGUAAAAUUUGCGUGGAGAGAAGUCUCCAAGUUGGCCGAGGAACACAAUUGCUUAGAUGAGUUUGAUCCAGAAUACCAAUGCCCUUUCCUCAAUGAAGAUAAAUUGCUGGAUGUCAUGGAAGGAAUGAUGGCCAAAGGUGGUAAUAUUGUGGAUUAUCAUGGCUGUGAAUUCUUUCCAGAAAGAUGGUUUGAUGGCGUCUUUGUUAUAAGGACAAACAAUACAACAUUGUAUGAUAGAUUAACUCAAAGGGGAUACACAGGGAAAAAAUUAGAGGACAACAUACAGUGUGAAAUAUUUGAGACCUUACUCGAGGAAGCACAAUCAUCAUACAAGCCUGAAAUUAUUGUAGAGCUAAGGAAUGACACUGAAGAACAGUUGCAAAGCAAUGUUAAUACUAUUGUGGAAUGGAUCGAGAGAUGGAAGGAAGAAAAUAUAUAAUUUAAGGAUA
Messenger RNA from Zerene cesonia (dogface butterfly), 699 nucleotides. RefSeq names its product adenylate kinase isoenzyme 6 homolog. Gene Ontology annotation, molecular function: AMP kinase activity; ATP hydrolysis activity; ATP binding. Bases 162 to 689 code for a protein of 175 amino acids. Gene Ontology annotation, cellular component: cytoplasm; nucleus. The transcript is spliced from 4 exons. The record is from RefSeq and is a predicted model, not a curated record. NCBI's taxonomy places the organism in Eukaryota, Metazoa, Arthropoda, Insecta, Lepidoptera, Pieridae.